ACGUCAACCGGUCAACCUGAUUUAUUUUGGAUCGCAAUUUUCAUAGGAUUCGUCGAAUACGCUAAUUUUUAUAGUAACUAUAACUGUUUAAUCUUGAAGAAACAUUUAAUAUUUUUCUUUUAUCGCGCACGCAUCGCUUGGAAGAUAAGAAAAUGCUGCGAUCGUUACUGAUAACUAACAACUAUUUGCUACACUCGACGGUGCUACAGAAAAUUAACCCAAUUCAAAAGGUAUGUAAUCAAAACGUGACAUCAAUGUGGCAAUGCAUACGGCACUACACAAAUAUGCCAAAUCAAAAUAAGUUAACCGGCGAAAGUGAAGAAAAUCAAUUGCCGUUAGUUACUGAUAUCGAUAAAAAGCGAAAAAUUCUUGAAUUGGAGUUGGAAGUCAUGCGACAGGAAGGCCGUAAAGUUCCAACACCUAGCAAACUCAAAGAAGAGCACUGGCAGCAUCUGCUACAGCUUAGCUCCCGUAAUCAACGGCGGCAGUACUAUCUCUUCCGGUGGAAUGUGGAAAUGGCAAAAGAAAGUUCGCGGCUCAAGAAGGAACGAAAAAAGGAGCAUAUCGCCAAGCGAAAAGAAGAACUCACGCUAGCUAAUGUUGACAACGAUCAUAUCAUCUACGGUUUGUUUCAUAAUACCAUGUUUCUACGAAUUUACGAUUCGGCGAUGGACCAUUUCAACAAUAAUAAAUUGAUUCAAGCUAUGCGUUUUGGACAAAAUCUUGUGUUCGACUGUUCUUACGACGAGUAUAUGAACGAGAAAGAGAUGCGCAAUACAGCCAAACAGUUGAUGUUGUGCUUUGCGAUCAACAGGCUACACAACGAACCAUUCAACAUUCACCAUUGUAAUGUAGACUUCAAUCGUACUACGAUGAAGUCUUUGGAGAAGCAUUUGGUUCAGAUUCGGGAACCAUCUUUUCCGUUCAACAUCACCGAAAAGAGUUAUCUGGACUUGUUCCCCCGAGAGCGAUUGGUUUAUCUGACGCCCCACUGUAAUAAUGACCUGAAAGAGUUCAGUCCCGAUGAUGUCUACAUUGUCGGUGCGAUGGUUGAUAAAUCUGCCCAGGAGAACAUAUCGUUAGGCAAGGCCAAAAAAUUGGGUCUACGGAUGGCUCGACUACCGCUGGAUAACCAUUUUCAGUUCAAAGGGGGCAAAUCGCUAACGAUAGAUCAAAUGCUUCAAAUUUUGCUGGAGUUGAAAACAUCGAGGAAUUUUGAGAAAGCAUUCGAGCAUGUCCCCAGGCGAAAGAUAGUGACGAUGGAUGAGCUGCAGAUGCAAACGCAGCAAAGACUAACGCAGCGAAAAGAGAUGGGCAAGUUUAAGUUCAGUAUGGGCGGGUUUUCGGAUCGAAAGAUUAGGAGACGAUAGAUGCGGAGCACUCAGCUGUAUUUGCUUGUUUACAGAUCGUAAACGUAGCGCCAAUAAACAAUAAUAUACGUAUA
Messenger RNA from Topomyia yanbarensis, 1444 nucleotides. It is a transcript of the gene rswl, whose product is annotated as mitochondrial ribonuclease P protein 1 homolog. Bases 153 to 1370 code for a protein of 405 amino acids. NCBI's taxonomy places the organism in Eukaryota, Metazoa, Arthropoda, Insecta, Diptera, Culicidae. The transcript has 2 exons. Gene Ontology annotation, molecular function: tRNA binding. Gene Ontology annotation, cellular component: mitochondrion; nucleoplasm; nucleus. Gene Ontology annotation, biological process: mitochondrial tRNA 5'-end processing; positive regulation of mitochondrial translation. The record is from RefSeq and is a predicted model, not a curated record.